ACCGUACAGCGUACACACACAGACGAAGCGCAGCGGGAGGAAAACAACAGGGAGGAAUCAAACCCUUUCUCUCAGCACCAAUGGCACGGUAUCUUCUCCCUUCCACCACCACCGCCGCCUCCUCGCUCCCGAGGAAUGCCAGGGCCUCGCCGGCGCCGAUCCUCGCUCUCCGCUCGCUCGCCUCCAGGUCCAAGCACGCGCGCGCUAUCAUGGCGGUGGCGUCGAGCCAGCCCGCCGCACCCAGCAAGUACCCGAAGAUGGCCGCCCCCACCACCGGCCCGGUUCCCGCCGACGAGCUGCUCGGCGUCAUCCAGGCCGCCGCCAAGGCAGGCGCCGAGGUUGUAAUGGAAGCUGUUAAUAAGCCGCGUAAUAUCCAAUACAAGGGGGUUGCAGACUUGGUGAAAGACACAGAUAAACUGAGUGAAUCAGUCAUUCUUGAAGUCGUCACCAAGAACUUCAAAGACCACCUCAUACUUGGGGAGGAAGGUGGCCUUAUUGGAGAUUCUUUGUCAGAGUAUCUCUGGUGCAUUGAUCCUUUAGAUGGAACAACAAACUUUGCACAUGGUUACCCCAGCUUUUCUGUAUCCAUUGGUGUUCUAUUCCGAGGCAAGCCUGCUGCUGCCACUGUGGUGGAAUUUUGUGGUGGGCCUAUGUGCUGGAACACUCGUACGAUUUCUGCAUCUUCUGGAAAAGGUGCUUAUUGUAAUGGGCAAAAGAUUCAUGUCAGUCCAACAGAAAAGGUGGAACAAUCUCUUCUGGUUACUGGGUUUGGAUAUGAACAUGAUGAUGCAUGGCUGACCAAUAUAAAUUUGUUCAAGGAAUUUACUGAUGUUAGCAGGGGAGUACGAAGGCUAGGCUCUGCUGCUGCUGAUAUGUCCCAUGUUGGUCUAGGCAUUACCGAAGCCUACUGGGAAUAUCGGCUUAAGCCAUGGGACAUGGCUGCUGGUGUUCUGAUAGUUGAAGAAGCUGGUGGGGUAGUGACACGCAUGGAUGGUGGAGAGUUUACAGUCUUUGAUCGUUCUGUUCUUGUUUCCAAUGGCACUGUUCACGAUCAGCUUUUGGAGCGGAUCCGGCCUGCUACUGAAGACCUUAAGAAGAAAGGAAUUGAUUUCUCCAUGUGGUUUAAGCCUGAGAAUUACCCUACUGACUUUUGAAUCACGCAGCCCUUCAGCUACUUGGUUCUCUGUCAAGCAAAAAUAAGGAUAUUUUUGCCGAACGACCAUGUACUUACACUGACAAUACAUUUCAAGGUCCUCCGACCAAACGGAUCAAAAAUGAAAGCCAAAAUUUACUGAAGGAGUAGAGCUCGAAUGAGAUUCUCACCGGAUUCCUUUUGCUUUUGAUAGAAUGUAUCAGAAAGAAAUGCUUGCAAAGGGUGUUGUAUCGUAUGCAUGGUUUCUGCCAGUUGUACCUGGGAAAAUAUAACUGCCAAUUUUGUUAAUCAUGGAUAAUAGCAAGACUUCCAAGAACACAUACAAUGAUGUGCCGUGGAA
Messenger RNA from Triticum dicoccoides, 1493 nucleotides. RefSeq names its product phosphatase IMPL1, chloroplastic-like. Bases 81 to 1154 code for a protein of 357 amino acids. NCBI's taxonomy places the organism in Eukaryota, Viridiplantae, Streptophyta, Magnoliopsida, Poales, Poaceae. The record is from RefSeq and is a predicted model, not a curated record. Gene Ontology annotation, molecular function: inositol monophosphate 1-phosphatase activity. Gene Ontology annotation, biological process: signal transduction; phosphatidylinositol phosphate biosynthetic process; inositol metabolic process. The transcript is spliced from 10 exons.